Molecule: messenger RNA, 1111 nt
Organism: Salvia splendens (bonfire salvia)
Lineage: Eukaryota; Viridiplantae; Streptophyta; Magnoliopsida; Lamiales; Lamiaceae
Exons: 7
Coding region: 206-952 (248 amino acids)
Source: RefSeq, a predicted model, not a curated record
AAAAGAAAAGAAAAGAAUGCGACAAAAUUUUCUGAAAUUGGUAUAUGACCAAGAGAAUAUGCGACGCAUUACGCAUUUUUAAAGAAGAUUCCUUAUUUCAAAUUCGCAUAUUUUCCUUAAUUUAUUGCCCAAAUCCCUUUUUGCGUUCCACCAGUUUCCAAAUUCGUCCCUGCGCAUUGCCAUUAUCCAGAUUCAAUAGCUGCUCAUGACUGAUUCCCAAAUAAAAAUGAUUCCUGAGAAGUCUAAUAAAGCCUUGGAUGGAAUACAUGGAAUGCAAUUGGUUUCUCACUCACCAGUUUCAUUCCAAGAAAUAAGCAAACAUAAUGAUUUAGCUUGUGGAGUCUCUAAUACCGGCACAAACCACCAACGGCCUAUCGUCCAGAAAGUGUCUGCUUAUUUGAGGCCCAUCCGUUGUUGUACACAUACUGGUGAUCUAAACAUUUCUGAAACUGUGGCUAAUGUGCUCACUUCACUGCCUUUUAUUGCCAUUGGACUCCAAGCCCCAAGGAAGAAUGUCAAUUGUAAAAUAUAUGCAAAUUCAUUGGUUGGAGUAGGACUUGCAUCGAGUUUGUAUCAUGCUUCGAGAGGGAGAUUGAGGAAGUAUCUCAGAUGGGCUGACUACACUAUGAUCGCAACAGCUACCGUGUGCCUAUCAAGAGCGCUUAGGAACGAGAACCCGAAGUUGUUGAUGACAGCAUCGGCUUUGUUUCUCCCUAUUCAACCCCUCAUGGUUUCAGCAGUCCACACAGGAAUCAUGGAGGUUGCAUUUGCUAAGAGAGCAUUUGAGGAUCCAGAAUUGAGGAUGGCUCAUAAUGUGCAUAAGAUGUCGUCGUUGCUAGGCGGGGCGUUUUUCAUGGCUGAUGACUUGCUCCCCCAAACUCCAUUUCUGCAUGCUGCUUGGCACCUUGCUGCUGCUGUUGGAGUCACCACUUGCAACAAGCUCUUAGACUAAUAUAAACACCACCUUCAUUCAUUUGUUGCUGCAUUCUAUAAUUGAAAAAUAGCACAACUAAUCUUAUCAGUGUAUCUUUUUUAGUCUUGCUACUGCAAGUAGUUACAUAUAUGCAUGAGAUUGUGUAUAUGUUGCAGCUCCUUUGCUGCUCUAAUAUUA